AUGCGACGACAGUGCUGGAUGAUAGUGCUAGCGGGGAUGAUGUCGUAUUUCAACCCGGAGAGAGCCCUAGGAGCCCCGCAGAGAGAAGUCUCUCAAUCUAGGGGUGCCACCCUCUCUCCACCGCCCUAUGUUGUCAUUCUCAUCUCUUGCUCCGGACUUGUUUCCUUUGUCCUGUUACUCCUGGCCUGCCUUUGCUGCAAAAGAGGAGGAGUGGGAUUCAAUGAGUUUGACAAUGCCGAGGGGGAGGAAUGCUCCGGGGCCUCCAGCCCACCCCCUGAGGACAGCCUGUCCUCCUGCCCCUCUCUGCCUGAGGUCUAUACCUUGCCCCUUCGAGACAGGGCUAUAUGCCCUGCUAUACAGGACAGCUCAGCUUCUCAGUGCUUUCGAAGGCACACCUUGAAUUAUCUUCAGGAGAUUGGCAAUGGCUGGUUUGGAAAGGUUAUUUUGGCAGAGGUGCUAUGUGACUGCAGCUCAUCCCAAGCUGUGGUAAAGGAGCUGAGAGUCAAUGCUAGCCCACUGGAGCAAAGGAAGUUUCUGGCGGAAUCUGAGCCUUACAGAAGCCUGCAGCAUCCCAAUGUACUCCAGUGCCUGGGUCAGUGCAGUGAGAACAUUCCAUUUCUUCUAGUCAUGGAGUUCUGUCAGCUGGGUGAUUUGAAGAGGUAUUUGAGAGCUCAGAGAAAAUCAGAUGGUAUGACACCUGACCUUUUGACAAGGGAUCUUCUGACUCUGCAACGUAUGGCAUAUGAAAUUACCUCUGGGCUGUUACACCUUCAUGAAAAUAACUACAUUCACGGUGAUUUGGCUUUAAGGAACUGCCUUCUUACAUCAGAUCUGACUGUCAGAAUAGGAGACUAUGGUUUGUCCCACAACCAUUAUAAGGAGGAUUACUAUUUAACUCCAGACAAGCUGUGGAUCCCCUUACGUUGGAUUGCCCCUGAGCUACUGGAGGAAUUUCGGGGAAGCUUGAUAGUCACUGACCAGACAAAAACCAGCAAUAUGUGGUCACUUGGGGUGGUGAUAUGGGAACUUUUUGAGUUUGGCUCUCAGCCACACAGACAUCUCAGUGAUGAAGAAGUGUUAACCUUUGUGAUUCGAGAGAGGCAGAUAACUUUGGCACAGCCCAGACUUAAACUCUCACAUGCUGACUACUGGUAUGAGGUCAUGCAGUCCUGUUGGCUUCCCCCAUCCCAACGCCCAUCUGUUGCAGAAAUCUUCCUCCUCCUAUCUUCUCUGUUAGCUGCUGAACGUGGAAUGGGCAGAAGAAGUGUGGGAGAGGAGGAUGAAGAUGACGAUGAAGUUGAGGAUGAAGAAGAAGGUGGGAGAGGAAGGAGAUGGGAGAGCGAGGAGUCCUUUGAGCGGCGCUGGGACUCCCUCCGUCCUCCAGCUUUUCAAGCAGCAGCAAGCGAGCGGCAAAGAGAGAGGGAACGAGAAAGGGGGGAAGGAGGCUGCAGGGGUGCCAAUGGCAACUCCUUCCCUCUGCUUGACCCGGUGGGAAACACAAUCACUCCUUCAUCAUCCGAACUUGAUGACAUAUUAACUGUAACAGAGACCAGCAAAGGAUUGAACUUUGAGUACUUCUGGGAGAAGGCUCACGGUAGACGUGGUUAUAAACCUCUGCCCCCUCCACAGCCAAUCCCAACCACUAACUCCGCCCACAGACAUUCUCUUGACACGCCCACUGUAGUCCCAGUGAUCAGUGCUCGCAGCCCUUCUUUAGCUAGUGAAUACUACAUCCGCUUGGAGGAACAUACCCCACAGGAUAAAUCCCCAACUCUUAAAGGGAAAGCGCACUCUUUGCCUGGAGCAAAAGGUCACCAUGCCCUGAGAUCGGACUCAAUGUGCCCUGGGGAUUUGGAGCUUGUGGAAAUCCGGAGUAAUACAGUUGGGAAGGACAGGGCUGUGUUCAGCCCUCAGGAUGAGCAUGAAAAAGGCGGCAGGUUCCUUCAGACUGUAAAGUCUUGUGAAGUUCAAGUGCUGGUUCCCAACACUGGUUUGGUUGAGUUCAGUAAAGAGGGAUGCCAGAGGGUGACAGACUUUGCUGUGGUUGACAUUGGGGAUAAAGAAGAAGGAAUAGAAGGAGAGCCCCACCCCUUGGAUACCACAGAGCUCAUGGGUUGCCUCACUUCUCUAGUUCCUCCUAUCCAAGGGAUGAAGAGAACUCAAUCUCGUCUUGCCACCAUUCUCCCCGCCAUUUGGAAAGAAGAUGCUGAGAUGCAGAAGGAGAGUGCAUCAGCAUCCAAAAAGUCCCCCAUGCACCUAUUUCUGACUGAGAUCUCCAAUGUCAGUGAGUCUGCAGACACAAAAUCUGAGGAAGGUUCAUGGGACUUGGAGAAUGACUUGAAAAGUGAGGGUCAAAAAGAGGGUGAAAGAACAGAGGCCUUUCUAUGUCCUCCCCAUAGCCAUGGUAUGCGGCGUUCCCAAUCACUGGUGACAGAGCUGGGCUCUGCAGGAUUCUGCGAUGUCACCUUUGACAUCCAGUUCUUUGGAUUGUUUGACACCUGGAGACCCUUGGGGAGGAGGAGGCAGUGGGUGGAGAGCUGUGGGUGA
Molecule: messenger RNA, 2547 nt
Organism: Conger conger (European conger)
Lineage: Eukaryota; Metazoa; Chordata; Actinopteri; Anguilliformes; Congridae
Product: serine/threonine-protein kinase LMTK3-like
Exons: 14
Coding region: 1-2547 (848 amino acids)
Biological process (GO): protein phosphorylation
Molecular function (GO): protein kinase activity; ATP binding
Source: RefSeq, a predicted model, not a curated record